AUGACCGUCGAUUGGAAGGAGCUCGUUGCGGACAAACGCCGACGACAGCAAGAAACAAUCCCCAAGGAUUGGCUAAUUGGCUGCCCGCCAGACACGGUGCUCGACGUCACAGCUAUUCCGGAACAGUGUGGGCUACUAUCCGAGAGGGAGCUGCAGAUCACCAACACGGUGGAUGUAGCGGUUCUGCUGCAGAAACUGCACUCGGCCGAAUGGUCUGCUGUGGAAGUGACGACGGCGUUCUAUAAGCGGGCGAUCAUCGCCCACCAGUUGGUAAAUUGUCUGACGGAGAUCUUCGUUGGCCGAGCGUUGGCCCGUGCAGCCGAGUUAGAUGAACACCUGAAGACCACCGGCAAGGUCGUCGGACCAUUACAUGGCCUGCCUAUUUCGCUGAAGGACCAGAUAUGUUUGAAGGGUCUUGAGACCACGAUGGGAUACGCAUCCUGGAUAGGCAAAUACGCUGACAAGGAUGCGGCUCUCGUCGAGGUCUUGUACGAGUGUGGUGCCGUCCCCUUCGUGAGGACCAACGUCCCACAAACGCUCAUGUGGGCAGAGACCUAUAACGUAGUUUUUGGUCGGACUUCCAAUCCUGCCAAUCGCAACCUCACCUGUGGUGGCUCUUCUGGGGGUGAGGGCGCACUGAUACAUCUCAAGGGAAGUCUGCUUGGCGUCGGUUCAGAUAUUGGAGGCUCAAUCCGCAUUCCGGCCCUUUUUAAUGGUCUUUAUGCACUACGACCGUCUUAUGGACGGGUCCCAUAUCAAGGCGCUGUUAAUUCAAUGUAUGGACAAGACUCGAUCCCGUCGGUUUUGGGCCCAUUGUCCAACAGCCUCAGCGGUAUCCAAAUAUUUAUGCAAGCCGUCAUCGGACAAAAACCGUGGCUGAAGGAUCCACUCGCCGUGAGGAAGAAGUGGGACACCGAGGAGUAUGCGCUUGCGGAGCAUGGCGGAGGACAGCAGCUCUGCUUUGCCAUAAUGUGGAAUGAUGGGAUCGUCGUUCCACACCCACCUAUAAUCAGAGCACUCGAAACAACGAGAGAGGCCCUGCUCCGUGCAGGACACAAAGUAAUCGACUGGCAACCUCUAAAACAUCUCGAGCUUGGCGACGCAAUCGCUGCUAUCUGGAAAGCCGGUGCGAGUGAAGACUUCAAAGCAACGACUGCCCUAACGGGAGAGCCUGUCAUCAUGUCCAUGAGCCCGGUCGAUGGCGCUGGCCCUGGAGAUCCUUCUGUUAGGCCGGACGCUGUGGGCAUGACCGCCUAUCAACUAUGGCAGAUCCAGAAAGCGAGGGCGGAUCUACGCAAGGAGUACUUGGACCACUGGCAGAAGACCGUUGACACAACAGGAACAGGGCGACCUGUCGAUGCAAUCAUUUCGCCGGGCGCACCCUUUGCGGCUCCUCCGCACGGGAAGAAUUUCUACUCGAAUUACACGAAGGUAUUCAACGCCCUGGAUUACAGCGCGUGCAUCUUCCCUGUGACUAGGGUCGAUGUGACGAAGGAUGUCAAAAAGCCUGCGCACACGUUCCUGAGUAAUUUGGAUGAGACUAACUAUAACCUUUACGAUCCUGUCGUCUUCCAGAAUGCUCCUGUCGGACUGCAGCUUGUCGGUCGUACACUGGAGGAAGAAGCUGUCAUCGCAAUGACGGAGAUUGUUGAUACGGCACUAAAAGCGGGCAGUGCUGCCUGA
Messenger RNA from Postia placenta MAD-698-R-SB12, 1683 nucleotides. RefSeq lists its product as hypothetical. The coding region runs from base 1 to 1683 and encodes 560 amino acids. The record is from RefSeq and is a predicted model, not a curated record. The transcript has 9 exons. NCBI's taxonomy places the organism in Eukaryota, Fungi, Basidiomycota, Agaricomycetes, Polyporales, Adustoporiaceae.